Thalassophryne amazonica is the source of this 1626-nucleotide messenger RNA. Its product is annotated as zinc transporter ZIP8-like. Gene Ontology annotation, molecular function: zinc ion transmembrane transporter activity. The record is from RefSeq and is a predicted model, not a curated record. NCBI's taxonomy places the organism in Eukaryota, Metazoa, Chordata, Actinopteri, Batrachoidiformes, Batrachoididae. Gene Ontology annotation, biological process: zinc ion import across plasma membrane; intracellular zinc ion homeostasis. Gene Ontology annotation, cellular component: membrane.
GCCUGAGCUGGACUCUGCAACUAACUGCGUUGCGUGUCUGUCGCGAGCUUUUCGAACAAGAUGAUUUUAGAACUUCAUGAGUAGCAGAUUUUAUUUUAUUUUAUUUUCAAUUCAUUGAAAAUUACAACAGCAGCUGGUAAUGAUGUGUAGUUUUGGGUGUUUUGUGACCUUCACUUUGGUUUUUAUUACAAAUUCACACAGUUUAAGUUUGUUCAGACAAGAAGGACUGGAAUUUUUGGAGAAUAUUUUAAAAUAUUAUAAUAGAAAUGGAACAGUCACAACAGACAAUCUAGAAAAUUUGCUGCUGCUAAUUUCUGCCAGAAGAUCCGAUCUAAUAGAAAAUGACAAUCCACUGGCAAACCAGGAGUGUCCGUCAGCGGAAGAAAUCUUGUCCCACUUUGGCUUGGUGAAUGUCAGCGAGCUGAAUGUGCAGGAUCUGGACAAGAUCUGUCCCGCUGUAUUGACUCAGGUGCUGUUGCCCUCCUGCCCCUACAUCUCCUCCAAGACUGUGCAGCCUGUCGACUACACUGUAUGGGGUUAUGGGUUUCUGUCCGUCACUGUGAUCAACCUGGCAUCUCUACUUGGUCUUUUGCUGGUUUCCGCUUCUCAGACCAUUUUUCCAAGUGUUUGACCCUAUUUCAUUGGCCUGGGCCAUUGGGACGCUCUCUCCAAUGCUGUUCUUCAGUUGAUACCAGAGGCCCUGGGUUUCAGUCCCGCACAGGGGGACUAUGUGCACAAUGCAGCCGCAAUAUUUGGUGGAUUUUAUCUCCUAUUUAUUACUGAGAAGAUACUGAAAAUCUUUCUGCGGGUAGAAUAUGAGCACGGCCACAGCCACAGCAAUUUUACUCCUGCAGAGCAACAUCCAGAAAACCCCCUCCACAACGGAGACACACUGGAGAAAUGGGACGGUAUCAAUUUGACCCACAUCAGCACCAUCACCACAAAUAAGAGCAGUCCAAACGCAGACCCUCCACAAGUGGCCACAGAGCCUUCUCAGGAUGUCCAGGUGUCCAGCAUGACGUGCCACUGGCUGCGCGGCCGGCAGUAUAGCAGCAUCAAGACUGUAGCAUGGAUGAUAACGCUGAGUGAUGCUGUGCACAAUUUCAUCGAUGGCCUGGCUAUCGGUGCUUCAUUCACUGUGUCACUACUGGCGGGUUUCAGUACGUCCACUGCCAUCAUAUGUGAGGAGUUUCCACACGAGCUGAGUGACUUUGUGAUCCUACUGAAUGCUGGCAUGAGUGUACCACAGGCCAUUUUCUUUAACGUGUUAUCAUCAAUGUCUUGUUACGUUGGACUUGUAAUUGGCAUCCUGCUUGGAAGCAGCUUUGCACCCAAUGCAAUCUUUGGUAUUGCAGGAGGAAUGUUCCUGUACAUUGCACUAGCAGACAUGUUUCCAGAGAUGGAUGCCAUAGCAAGGGAACAAACGCAAAGACGUGCCAAGGUCAUCUUCUUCCUGCUUGAGAAUGCCGGGCUGCUCACCGGUUUCACCAUCAUACUGCUCAUCACUUUGUUCGCAGGCGAUAUCAAACUGGGCUAAAGUAUCACAAAACAGGAAGGAAAUAUUGAUAACAAACUGCUUCCAUUUCUGCACAAAGCUCAGCUGUGCAGAAAAAUUAAUGUUUUGUA